GAGGCUGGCUGCCGCAGGGCUGCACCUGCGGGUCUGCUCCUACCCUCCGCGCGGGUGGAGGAGCGUGUUUGGCUCCGUGUGAGCUCCGUGCCGGGAGCGGGACUGCACCUUCCAGCUCCUCCGAGCUGCGCGGAGUUGGCAUCCGGAUCCCUCGGGUGCUGUGCCGGGGGAGCUGCCGCUCGUGAGCGUUACUUCUCUCUUCCCGAGGGUCCCUAUAGUUGGAAAUAAAUAUACCCAGCUAUUUUGUGGCUCCAAACUACAAUUAUGCCGGGAAGCUGAUUCUGCAGUUACUUGUGAAUGCAGUCUGAAGGCCUGCAGUGUGCCCAUGAGCACUGGCCAGGACACAAGGGCAUUCAGUAACCAGGAAUAUGACUGACUUUGCUGAGGAAGAAACAAAGAAGAAACCUUUAUUUCUUGCAUAGUUGGAAGGGAAAGCAAUGCCAUUUGACACCUGUUUAACUUGAAGAAGCAUUGUUCAAAAUACUUCUUGACUGUGUGGAUUUUGUAACUCUGACACAAACGUGCCUUUGGACUUGUGCAAAUAAAUCAUUGGAAAAAUUGAUUGGGCAAAACAGUCUUUGGAAGAGUGGCUGCUGAAGAAUCAUGACGAAGCACUUGGAGAUCAUCAAUUUGUCAUUUUUGUUGGAACAUGAAAAGGAAACAAUAUUAGGAGUACUGAAGAGAGAUGAGUAUCUGAAAAAAGUUGAAGAUAAAAGGAUAAGGAAGUUGAAAAAUGAGCUUCUGGAAGUGAGAAGGAAAGGUGGAAAUCGUCAUAGUCAGCAGGACAACAGCAGGGUCUGUAUUCGCUGUCAGAAAAGCCUUGGCUUCAUCUUUGACAGAGGAGACUUGUGCCAAACGUGCAAACUUCGAGUUUGCAGUAAGUGUCGUGUCAUGGGAACUGAUGGGCAGUGGAAGUGCUCGGUGUGUGCCAAGAUUGCACAGCUACGGAUAGUGACAGGAGAAUGGUUUUUUGAAGAGAGAGCAAAGCGCUUCAAACAAUCAAAUCUUCUUGGAACUGAUGUUGUCAGACAGUCUAUCCUACGCAAAUUCCCAGAUACAGUUUCCAGUAAGGAUGAAGGAAGUACAUUUAAAGAUGAACCCCAAGAGAAUGAUGAAAGAAGGCUGGAAGUAUCAGUCUCCUCCACAGCUGGGCAUAAAUCAGUCUUCAGUGGCCCUAGAAAAAUAGGGAAGGUAAUUAGGGCGAUUACCAAAGGAGAAAUUAGAAAUACAAAAGAUGAUGGGGAAAAGAACAUGGACUCAGAAGCUGAAACACAAAGUCCGCACAGCAGCAAGUCAACGCCUUGCUCCGAGAGAGGGAGCACUCUUUCGCUGAACAGCAGUGAUGGAGAGGCUACUGCCAGUUAUUUGAAAGGGGCUGUGGGUCCUGCAAGCAGAGGCAAUGCUUCCAUACAUUCCCUCCCAAGGUCUUUGGCACUCAGCACGGGCAACAUGACUGCAGAUUAUAGCAGAGACACUGGCUUAGAAAAUGGCAUGAUUAUUCCAGCAAGUGAAAGUGUACCUGAAGAUUUAGUAAAGAAGCACUGUAGGAAAGCAUCUGGAACACCUUCCAUUGCAGUUUCUAGGAUAUCUUUGUCAUCAGAUCGUAGCCGAUCUGAGAUAGAUUUGAGCGAAUCUUUCUCUGAAGAAAAUGAAGAUACUCUGAGCAUGAGAAGCAAAUCUGUACCUAGUGCCUUAGAUCAGGAAUUGGAUUAUCUGGAUGAAACAGAAGAUGGUAUAAAUGGCAUAAUGGCCUCUUGUUAUUCAAGGAAACAUGGACAUUUGACAAGUGGACUAUCAACAAACUCCCCAGAUGGCUCUGACAGAAAAUGGACCUAUUUAAAUGUGCCUGAAACAGACGGUGAUACUACUAGCAUUAACAGCAUGCUGAGUGUAUACAGUGAAACCGGUGACUAUGGCGACGUGAAGGUCAGAGGUGAAAUCCUUCUCAACAUCAACUACAGCUACAAAACAGGUGCCCUCAACAUCCUGGUAAAAUGUUGCAGAAAUCUGGCUGUUGCAGAUGAGAAGAAGCAAAGAACCGAUCCAUAUGUCAAAGCAUACCUUCUGCCUGAUAAGUCCCGCCAAAGUAAACGCAAGACCAAAAUUAAAAGUAACAGCACCAAUCCUGAAUUUAAUGAAACAUUGAAGUAUGUCAUCAGUCACACACAGUUAGAAACGAGGACCCUGCAGCUUUCCGUCUGGCACUAUGACAGAUUUGGACACAACAGCUUCCUUGGGGAGGUGGAAAUUCCAUUAGAUUCCUGGAACUUCGAAAAUCAGGGCGAUGAGUGGUUUGUACUCCAGCCCAAGGUGGAGGUUGCGACAGAUGUUGGGCUUCAGUAUAAAGGAGAACUGACAGUCGUUUUGCGUUACAUUCCCCCAGACAGAAACUUAAUGCUUCCUCUAGGGCAGUUUCAAGGAAAGAAGAGCUUUAAAAAAGGAAAAAAGGGAGACUCUCACAUGCCAUCUGGAGGUAUAUUAGAAGUCCUUAUUAAAGAAGCAAAAAAUUUAACAGCAGUGAAAUCAGGAAGCACGUCUGACACUUUUGUGAAAGGAUACCUCCUCCCAGAUGACAGCAAAGCAACAAAACACAAAACUCCAACAAUAAAGAAGAGUGUAAACCCCCAGUGGAAUCAUACCUUUGCUUUCAGUGGCUUGAAUUCAAGGGAUAUACGUAACGUCUGCCUAGAACUGACUGUAUGGGACAAGGAGUCACUCUCCAGUAAUAUUUUUUUGGGAGGUGUUCGUUUGAACACUGGAAAUGGUGUAAGUAAUGGCAAGGAGGUUGACUGGAUGGACUCUCAAGGGGAAGAGCAGAACCUCUGGCAGAAGAUGAUUGACAGUCCUGGGACUCCCGUGGAGGGGAUAUUAAUGCUGAGAUCCAGCAUGGGAAAACGCAGACUCUGAAAGACCUUAACUGCUGAGGGGUACUUCAGGUACUCCUGACCUCAGUUGUGUUCAGGCUCUGGUCACUUUGCCCACUUGAAAGUGGGGAAGGGUUGUACUCUUUGCCUUGGAUAUUAAGGCUCCAAUUGAGAUUUUAAUGCAUUCUGCACUUUCAUGCACAUGUUUUUAAGCCAGAAUAUUUCUAUGUAUUAUUUUUCUACUGAAGCCAGUGAGAUUUGACCUUGAACAGAGAUUGGACUGGCUUUCUCUGUCACUUCUGGUGUCUGGUGUGCAGCUGAUGAACACCUAUGGCUGCGGUGGGUAUGGAGUGAGUAAAUUCUCUAGUUAGUCAUUUAGUAAGUAAUGCCUGGUUUAUAUAUAUCCUCCUGGGUCAAAGAUGGCCUAGAAGACAGCGCUGAUACAGUACAGGCUGAUUCAGAUUUAGUCUGCCCCCUGAUAUUUGAAAGAGAAGAAACCGUAAUGUUAUGAAGGAUAGAAAACAAUGUUGGCUUGUUGAGCUACACAGUGUGCAGGAUGGUGGUCUUGCAGCCCACCAAGGAAGGCCAAUGCACUGUGUUGCACAACAGAAAGGCAGGAGGUGAGCUCUUGUACAGUGCUGGUGUCCUGUUGUUCUCAAAGUUAUUUUAAUGCAUUGUACAGAAGGCAGACUUGGUUCAACAUAAUCAACAAGCCUCUAGUGAAAAUAAAUCAUAACAAAUCCCCAGUUUCCAGAACUAUACAGUGUUACUAUGUUUUUAACUCAGUUGACAGCUUUAGAUCUUGUGAUAUCAUUGAACAGAAGGAAUACGUUCAUAUGCCUGUCCCCAUCUGAUAUGUUGCUGAGGUAAGACACAUACUGGGUUUGGACGUAGUUAGCUAAGACUGAUUCAACGGAUCAUGUAGUGAUUAAAGCAUAUGCCAGAGUGAUUUGCACAACUGUGGGAUUUUCUCUGAAUGUGCUGGGAUCCCAUUCCAGCAUGCCCAAGCAAGUUAAUUAUUUACCAUAGUAGGACUUUUAUCUUAUGAACAACCCCCUGUGAAUUUAAUGAUAAGAAUGCAUCUUGGUCAAGUCAAUCAUUAAUCUUAUAAACUGCAACAAUUGUUUUAACAGUAAUUUUGCCAUUUGGUUUCCUAAAGUGAUUUUAUGCUUACAUAGUUCCCUCAUACUUUGGGGACUGAUGCAGUUUAUAUGUGAAGAGCAUGCUGGUUUGAAUAGUUGUUGUGGAUUAGUCCCACCAUAAUAAGAUAGGAUUAUAAUCUUUUUUUUUUCCAAAGACAGCACAUGUUUGCUUGCAAGACCGGAUAAUAAUAUAAUUGUGUGGCAAGAGAUUGUUCAGGGUAUAAGACAAAGGAAGAUCAAUAAACUGAAUGAACAAGAUUUCUUCUGAAUUUUCCAGAAUUGGAACACAGCUUCCUAUUUGACCUGGUAAAUUUGUCCAAAGCUAUUCUUACCUUUUUUUAUUUUUCCCCCAAAUAUUUUGGUUUUGGAGGCAAUGUAGUACCAGUACUGAGAAAGAAGAUAGAAAUACAUGGAAACAUAAUCCUUAUAUAAAUUAUUGGACAAAAACAAACUUUGAAACAAUAUUUAAUUCCCUGUUGAUCAAAACACCAGUAUUCAAAGUUCUGUGAAGAAUAAAUAUCUUUGGAUUGAGAGAUACAAAUGUUCUUCAUGAUCCAGAAAUCACAAGAAAUCCAGGCUGAAGAACAGAGUAUGAAUAAAUAACUAAGUAACUGCAGCUGGAAAUGUUGACAUCUGUAGCUGUCCUAGCAUACAACUACAUACAUGUGUUUACAGCUGAAUUCAAACCAUAAAAUUUCACGUCCAUUCCUUUUGUCUUUUAUCUUUUUUUUUUUUAAAGGAUUUUUAUAAUAGUUUUGUUUUGAGUUGCUUGUUAACUGCGGGUAAGUUUACAAGCUUUCUUUUAAAAUCCCAGCAUUAUUAGAUUAAAUAGUAUUUAUUUAGUUAAAAAUAGUACUGCAGCUUUAAUAAAACAAUUUGUUUCAUCAUAAAUAUCUUCUAAUAAAAUUCUGAUGUGACUUUAAAAAAUCAUCAGAGGUACUGCUUGCCCACUUCAAGAUAAUUUUCCAAAAUUACUGAAUCAUCUUUGAAAAUAAAAUUACCUUACAGAGUUUCAAUCUGGGAACCCAAAGUCAGUAGUUGCUCAAGAAAACUGACUUCAUUUUCCUUCUUUAUCUAUUCUUCAUUUUCUUUUGAAGUCCUGCUCAAAUUGGGCAGUGAAGCAAGUCUAGUCUUAGUUUUAGCUGGCUAUUCAUUUAUGCAGAUGUUGUGAGCUAAUAAAUUAGAGCACAAAUAUAAAGCACAUAUAUUUUUACGACCAUUUUCUUAUCAAAACAGUCUUUAAGUAGUAGAUUUGUGUGUGUGUGUCAGCAUCCCCCAAAGAGAAAUCAAACCUAUCUUUUGGCACUUUAAUACCUCUCUCUUUAAAAGAAUUGAUUUCAAUUGUUUUGAUUGGUUGUACUGCAAACCUGCAUUUAAUUUGGAACUAAUAAUAUUGUUUGGACAUGAAGGCACAAGCUUGAAUUUCAACUUGCUGGAAGUUGUUUCAAAGAAUUUGUAAAAUUUAAAAAAAUGCACAAACCAGUUAGAGUUGUAGAGGAAUGCUGGGCAGUUGGGUGGUUUGAUUUUGUUUCAUUUCAUUUUGAUGGAGAAAAUGAGACAAAUAAUAAUAACACAAAAAAUACUCUAAGGUAGACCCCAAAACAGACGCUCUUUUCUCUCGUCGAACUGAAAACCUUAAAAUAAUUUUUAACUGAAAUGAAAAAAACUUUUGCUGUUACACGGACUACAGGAGUUUUUCUGAUGUUUGAACGGUAUCUUCUAACCUUCUAAGCGUAAAAACUUUAGCUAAAUCAGGUCUCGCUCUGAAAGAAAAAAAUUUGCGCUUUACUACUGCAGCUUCUGCUCACUUUGGUCCUCUGGUAGAGUUUGUGCUGAAUGGACUCAUCUGGGAAGCAUGACCCAGCUUCUUAUAUAAAGACUUUAAAGUUCUGCCUUUUCCUUUCAAAGGGUCAAAAUUUCACUGUGAGCCUGUAUCCAAAAUUAUCAGCCUGGCUGUUAAUAGACUGUAGGUGUCAACUGCAGUUCACCAUAUGAAUAGAAAAAUUCCACCUGAGAAGCAACUUUGGCCAGUGCAGUGGUGUUUGCCAUUGAUGGGAUUUGGGGUGAUACAGUGAAGGUAACCUCCUAUUGCAGUGACAAUAUUGUGUUACAGUAGCACACUCUGCCUCAAAUGAGCCUCCGAGAGAUGAUGAGCAUCAUAUAAACACUAGAGCAAUCUGCAAAGCUUUGCUGUUCUGCGAUGUUAUCGGCACAUUUGUAGGAAGCAUUUGAUUUGUGGAAAAUGUCACAUAUAAUUAUAUCUCUCAUAUCUUUGUUCUCUUCCUUUACAAAAAUGAUUUAUGGCUUGGAAAAAGCACAAGAUGAUUAACUGCAGAUGUGAUUUCUUGUUUCCCAGAUAUUUGAAUUAAUUACCUAUAAUUGUGCAUCAUCAUGUACUGUUAGCAGGCUGAACAAAAAGAUAGAAAUUUGGAAAUUUUGGCUAAAGCCUUCUUUUUGUAUGUAUGUUUGUGGUAUUGAAGGUGCAUGAAUGGUUUAUUCAAGGGUAAUUUUUAGGACAAAAUAGCCACAAUUUUAACAUUGAUCCAUAAACUCCUAACCUGAUGAUAAAAAACAGAGCAGAGCUGAUGUUUCUUUAAUAUUUUUCCUCACAGAGUUGAAUAAUUGAAGAUGCAUCAGUGGAGAAGAAACGUUCUCUACAGUGCUGUUUAAAAAAUGUGUUGUACAAUGUCUUUGAUUUAUAUUUUUUUCUAGUAAGGUAACCAUUAGGCUUUCGUCACUGUCUUUUCCCCCUUGCGAUUACAUUUUGAGGGUUUGAUCCAUUAAAGAAGAAUAAAAGUGCAACUUCUGCUGUAAAAUGUCAAGUGGGGCCAGGAAACAUAUUUUUAGACAGUGUGGUUAUUGCUAGUAUCCAUCAAAAAGAGUUGAUGCUGAGGGUUCUCCAAGCCCUGCCAUAAGACUUUGGUAUCUAGAUUUGUUCUCUGGAAUUUUCUGUGCUCAAUUUAUCAGCUGUAUGGGGACUUUAGGCUUCUAAAUGUUGAUGCUCUUGCUUGCAUGCUUAGAUACCAAAAGCAAGCUAAAAUAGGUUUUAAAUGGGUUCCCUAUCUCCUCCACACCCAUCAUGUUAUGUUUGAAAGAGGGUGGGAGGAAGCCAGCAAAGACUCUGAGGGAUGCUGUUGCCAUCUUUCUUUGCUAGUCCAAGUACCAUUUCUUUCCUUGAAUGCCUUUUAGAUGGCACUGUUUGAUCUUUCUUUCCCAGCUAGAUGCUUUAGCAGAUGAUUUAAGAGAGAAGGCAUUGGGAAGGUAUGUUUUUUGUCAUGGUGCAUUAAACCGGAAGCUCAUUUUUUUUGUGCCUCUUCCAAUGCAGAUUAUGCUAAGGUAGCAUGAAAGAAGCAUUUUUAUGGAUGUAUUUUUUAAUUUUCUUUUCCUGCCUGGAGAGGGCCUGCCAAGUGUAAUUAUUCUGCGUUGUAUUCUGCAAAAUAUCACCUGAAUUAUAAUGACAGAGCAGCCAUUGAGCAUCCAUUGAUGCUAAUUGGUAAGGAGAGAUCACAGGAGGGUUGCAUAAUUUUGGCUUGAGGGGUAUGCACAUUGCCCGGCCUCAGGCAUGUAAAAUUUGUGGUUUGCUCUGUAGACUUAAUGAAGAGAAAGGCUGUUUGGACCUCCUACACCUUAAAAAAAAGAUCUGAGAGUCAUAUUUCAUUAGCUGUCUAGUUUGUGGAUUCACACAAGAUAGUACGGGUUGUACCCAAUCUUUGCAAAGGUCUCUCUUCCCUUCUUCCCUCCCUUUGGUUCAGCAACCCUCAGCAGAACGUUCUACCUAAACGUUAAUCUCCAGUAUCCAGAAGGAGGCAGCAUGCAGCAGUUAAGUGAUAGCCCCACUUAUUUUCAUCCAUGUGAGGUAAACAGUGAAAUUUUGCUUCCCUAACUUACAGUAUUGAUUUUCAGAACUUUGCAACAAUGACAGAAAUAACCAUCUCCUGGGAGCUGGCCCAUGCACUUUGCAAACUCUUUUUUUUUUUUUUUAAAAUAAAUAUUUAUUUAUCUUUACACACAGUGUUAACAACUGUUGGUAGAACACGUGAUGUAUUCCAAAACGAUAUGCAGACUUACAGUGUCAGUGAUAUCUUUUACUAUGACCCAGUAGGACAGGCACCUCAGCAGAACCUUACCACUGCGUCCUAUGAACCUUUCUGCCUGGUUUCAUGCUUGCAAAUACUGUGAUAAAUGGUAAUAAGACAGUGUUAAUUAUACUGUGUACAUUGACUCCGGAAAGUGAAUUGCAAUGUGCUUUUUAGGUGUUUUUCAGGUUGUUUUGAACUGCAUCUGUGCUGCAUCUUGGCCUGUUACUUAGAUUAGUAAUUUCAACAAGUCUGCUUUGUAGCAAUAACAUCUAUAUGGCUCUGUGCUACUGCUCCUGAGAGCUUGGCAUGUAUUUUUAAGGGUAGCUCUAACUGUUGAGGUUUGCCUAAAACCAAGCGUAGUCAUUUGUUGCAGCAAUUAGAGAAUGUCACACACUUUCUGCCUUCGUUCUGCUUAAAAUCUGUUUUAGCUAUUUGUUUAAUUAUUCUGCUGAACACGAACAGUAGUAGCAGUAAAUGGCAUUGCAGCAUGAUAAGUUCUAAACAAAUUUAGACAAAACGUGUCCUGCCAAGAUUAUUUUUGUACUGUGUACUGUAUGUUCAGUUUUGUGGACAAAGGUGGCUGGUAAUAUA
Molecule: messenger RNA, 8676 nt
Organism: Cuculus canorus (common cuckoo)
Lineage: Eukaryota; Metazoa; Chordata; Aves; Cuculiformes; Cuculidae
Gene: SYTL5
Product: synaptotagmin like 5
Exons: 18
Coding region: 604-2907 (767 amino acids)
Biological process (GO): intracellular protein transport; exocytosis
Cellular component (GO): plasma membrane; exocytic vesicle
Molecular function (GO): small GTPase binding; phospholipid binding; neurexin family protein binding
Source: RefSeq, a predicted model, not a curated record